GCCUCUAAACAGGAAUUUUCUUUCAUUUCACUGUGCUGGUAAGAAGGAUAAAAUGCCAAAAGUGCGUUCAACACCGGGGCGUCCCCGGAAGGAGGGAUUCAACCGUUCAAAUCACAGCUUGAAUCCCGAACGUCCAACGGAGGGACUCAAAGGUGUUGGGAAGCUACGUUCCCGGAGCACGAUAAAUCGCCUGCAGAUGUACCGGAAUUUCCGCGCAAAGAGAGAUCGUCGCGGAAAGAUUGUCACACCAGCACCCUUCCAGGGACGCGUAGCAUCGGGUACAGUGGCACGUGUGGAGCCGAGUGUAAAGUGGUUUGGGAAUUCGCGUGUUAUCUCCCAGAAUGCCCUGCAGAAGUUCCAAGAGGAAAUGGGGAAUGCCAUCAAGGAUCCCUACAAGGUUGUCCUGAAACCCACAGAUCUGCCCAUAACACUCCUCAAUGAGUCAGCAAAGUACCAAAAGGUACACCUCCUGGACACGGAGAGCUUCGAAACUACCUUCGGGAAGAAGAAGCAACGCAAACGCCCCAAUCUUGCUGUUCGUGAUCUCACGGAUAUGAGUCGUACGGCCGAGGAGCAGAGUGAGCAGUACACGGAAGAGAAGGAUCGUGAUUUGGUGCGUGAGGAUGAUGGUGUGAAGGAUGCCGUGAGGGAUUGGGUCUUCGGGGCAGGGCAGAGUAAACGCAUCUGGAAUGAAUUGCACAAAGUUGUGGAUUCAUCUGAUGUCCUCCUCCAGGUGCUGGAUGCACGUGACCCACUGGGGACACGUUCAAAGUACAUUGAGGAAUUCCUGCGCAAGGAAAAACCACACAAGCAUUUAUUUUUCAUCCUCAAUAAAGUGGAUUUGGUCCCGACGUGGGUAACACAGCGAUGGGUUGCUAUUCUCUCCAAGGAAUACCCAACAAUUGCCUUUCACGCCUCCCUGACGCAUCCCUUUGGCAAGGGGGCACUGAUAAAUCUCCUCCGGCAACUGGGGAAGCUUCACAUUGACAAAAGGCAGAUUUCCGUGGGCUUCAUUGGGUACCCGAAUGUUGGGAAAUCCUCCGUCAUUAACACCCUGCGGAGUAAGAAAGUCUGCAACGUUGCCCCAAUUGCGGGAGAGACAAAAGUUUGGCAGUACAUAACGCUCAUGAAGAGAAUCUUCCUCAUUGAUUGUCCAGGCGUUGUCUACCCAUCAGCUGAAACAGAUGCAGAAAAAGUCCUCAAGGGUGUUGUUCGUGUGGAACUUGUUACAAAUCCGGAGGACUAUGUGACGGAAGUACUGAAACGUGUACGUCGGGAGUACAUUGGGCGAAUGUACCGUGUUUCCGAUUGGGAGGAUACGCAGAAUUUCCUCGAACAGGUGGCCAAGAAGACGGGAAAAUUGCUCAAAGGUGGUGAACCGGAUAUAGCAGUUGUAGCACGCAUGGUGCUGAAUGAUUGGCAGCGCGGGAAGUUGCCCUUCUUCGUUGUUCCCGAAGGCUAUGAGGUACCAACAGGUGGUAGUAAGCCAACAGCUCCCGAAGAAGACACCUCCAAGACAGCCGAAACACCGGAAUCCGUGAAGAAAGGCCGUGAAUUGCGACAAGUUCAGGAUUUCCGGAAGAUUCGGGUGAAUUUGGAAUUUGCCGCGGAUGAGAUAAAAGAACUCGAUACAAUUGAUGUGGAACUGCUGGAAAAACAGCGUGAGGAGCGUCGAAAGCGCCCCAAGAUGGCCCAAGAUGACGACGAUGAUUCCUCUUCGGGGCUCAGUGAUAUCUACAGCGAGGAUGAAUGCGCUCAGCCGCAGAUUGUGCCGAAGAAGAAGACAAAAAUUCCAACACCCUGUGGCACUUUUACCGUAGAAGAUGCUCCGGAAGCCACAAAGAUGACCUCAAAAGCCCGACGGGCACUUGAACGUGCACUUAAGCGCAAAAAGAUCGGCAGCAACUUCUACGAGGUGACCAAUGUUAAGAAUCGCCGGAGAAGAAAUUAAAAUGAAAAAGCCUUAAAUAAAAAUCAUGUUUUUUCUUUUUUUAA
This is a messenger RNA of Lutzomyia longipalpis, 1995 nucleotides long. RefSeq names its product nucleolar GTP-binding protein 2 (gene Ns2). Gene Ontology annotation, cellular component: nucleolus. The transcript is spliced from 2 exons. The record is from RefSeq and is a predicted model, not a curated record. The coding region runs from base 53 to 1951 and encodes 632 amino acids. Lineage: Eukaryota; Metazoa; Arthropoda; Insecta; Diptera; Psychodidae. Gene Ontology annotation, molecular function: GTP binding.